Ipomoea triloba (trilobed morning glory) is the source of this 1496-nucleotide messenger RNA. RefSeq lists its product as uncharacterized. The transcript has 2 exons. NCBI's taxonomy places the organism in Eukaryota, Viridiplantae, Streptophyta, Magnoliopsida, Solanales, Convolvulaceae. Bases 164 to 1345 code for a protein of 393 amino acids. The record is from RefSeq and is a predicted model, not a curated record.
ACUUACAUCGAAUUUACUAUUUACCCUUUAUAAGGGUUUCGUCGAAUAGUGCAUUGAAACGCUACCGCCAUUUCCAGUCCAGUCGUAGCCUCGUAGGCAUUUUUCUUGCGGGUCAAGAAAGUGCCAAAUUUCCUUUUGAGAACAGGGUUUUGAGGAUUCAACAAUGGCGGUCUCGGGAAGUGACUAUAGAGAUAAACGGGCACGGGAAAACAGUGAUUAUUUUCCCUUUGAGUGUUCUAAGCCAAAGUACAAGCGACGAAAUGUAUCUGCAAGGCGUGAUUUUCCAAAGGGGAUUGUUCAAUUUGUGUCUGAGCCAGAAGAAUUGGAAGCUAUGGAAUCUGGUAAUCCUGUAGGAUUUUAUCGAGGCUCCUCUGUUAAGUCCAAUCAUGUUGUGAAGGGCAAAAGUGAGUCUAAACCAGAAGAAUUGGGGGCCGUAGAAUCUGGUGUUUUAUCUGAGCCUAUUAAUGAACUACCAGAAAAAAUUGUAGUUGCUAGAAGAAAGGUAUAUGCAAGGCGGGAUUUUCCGGAGGCGUUUUAUGCGAAUUCGAGUCGUUUUGUGAAGGUGGAUAGGGAGGAGAGUGAGUCUGAACCCGAAGAACUCGAGGUGAUAGGCUCUUAUCAUGAUCCCAAGGCUUUUUGUGCCAAUUCGAGUCAUUUUGUGAAGGUGGAUAGGGAGGAUAGUGAAUCUAAACCACAAGAACUCGAGGCUAUUGACUCUGAUGGUGAUGAUGAUCCCGAGCCUUUUUAUGCGAAUUCCAGUCAUUUUGUGAAGGUGGAUAGGGAGGAUAGUGAAGCUGAACCAGAAGAACUCGAGGCUAUAGACUCUGAUGAUGACCCCGAGGGUUUUUUUGCCCGUUGCAGUCAAUUUAUGAAUGUGGAUAGGGAGGAGACCCAAUCUGACCCCGAAGAACUCGAGGCAAUAAACUCUGAUGAUGACCCUAAGGCUUUUCGUGCCAAUGUGGAUAGGGAGGAGAUUGAAUCUGACCCGGAAGAACUCGAGGCAAUAGACUCUGAUGAUGAUGAUCUUGCCACAACGAACCCCAAUCAUGUAGCAGAGGUAGAAAAGACCGAAAUACCCUGUGAAUUGGAAGAAAUCGAUGGAUCUUCAAAUGCCAAACCAAUCUGCAGUGCUGACAAAACGGAACCAGAGAUCCCAAAGGACACACAGAAUCAAGAACCCGUUAAUCAGGUCGUUGGAAGCACCGAGCCUCUUGGUUCAAGCAGCACGCAGGAAAAGCGGGGAGAUUAUUUACAGCAUUUGCUAGCUUCUCUUGAUCAAUUGGCAGCCACUCUUAUGCAGAUGAAACAACAGGGAGCAUUCAAGAAAAAGUCUGCAGAUGUUUGAUGACAACUCUGAUGAUUCCUUGUUAUAUAUAUCUUUAUAUGUAGGCUGCCACUCUUUAUGAGAUUUUGUACUAUUAGGCAUUCAAGAAAAGUACUUAUGGUUUAAAACACAUAUCUUCUUGAUGAAUAUACACAAUAUUAUGAUAAACUAA